This is a messenger RNA of Bicyclus anynana (squinting bush brown), 379 nucleotides long. RefSeq names its product flexible cuticle protein 12-like. NCBI's taxonomy places the organism in Eukaryota, Metazoa, Arthropoda, Insecta, Lepidoptera, Nymphalidae. The transcript has 3 exons. The record is from RefSeq and is a predicted model, not a curated record. The coding region runs from base 26 to 337 and encodes 103 amino acids. Gene Ontology annotation, molecular function: structural constituent of chitin-based larval cuticle. Gene Ontology annotation, cellular component: chitin-based extracellular matrix.
CAAAUCUCACCGGACCCAAGCCGAGAUGCAAGCCGUGAUAGUACUCGCUGUUCUCGUGGCCGCGGCUGUCGCCGUGCCCGUGGCCCCGGUCGUUGACCCCAAGACCGCGGAGACUGUCCGCUACAACGUCAACAACAUCGGCGUCGACGGAUACUCCUUCGACUUGGAAACCAAUGACGGCAAGAAGGUCUCCGAGGAAGCGGUGCUGAAGAACAACCAGGUGCUGGAGGUGCGCGGCUCCUUCUCCUACUACGGGCCCAACAACGAGCUCUUCACCGUCACCUACGUGGCCGAUGAGAACGGCUUCAAGGCCUUCGGAGACCACCUUCCCAAAUAACCACCACUGCCCAACUGACUUGACUAGUUUUAAAUAUAUGUU